AUGUCCUCCUUGACGGCUAAGAAGCCCAUAAAAACCUAUUCACGGCGACGUAAACACUCCCUCCGCGAUGAAGAACCUUCGCCGAAACGAAGGCGCGUCGAUGCUAUAGUAGAGAUGAGCGAGAUGAUAGAAGCACAAGGUGCUACAUCGCUGCUACCGGGCAGUAUCUCAUCUCCCGUGCGUGACGUCUCUGCGCUCCCAACUUCGAGCCCCAACGAGCCGGCAGUCUUUCCAACUUUGAACCCCAAUGAGCCAGCAGUCUUUUCAGAUGUUCCACUCCAUUCCACUCCGCCAUCCUCCCCAUCGCGAAAGGUAUUUUCACCUUCUCCACAAGCGAGACGGCCACUAUUUCCAAUUUUCAAGCGUCAAUCGGAGCCUACGCCUCCCGUCAAGGAACCCCUCUCCGAACAAAGCCAAAAUAUCCAAACUCCUGCGCAACCACCGGCGCAACCACCAGCGAAGAAGAAGCGCUUAGUACAAAUGCAACUCGACCUUGCCAGCGAGGUCAGGAAGGCGUGCAAGACUUGUGGAAUGGAGUAUAUCCCAUCAAAUGCCGAAGAUGCAACGAUACAUCGGAAGUUCCACGCCAUGAGUGUCGGAGGCGUAGAUUUCACAAAAGCCGUUAUGGAGAAACUAAGGAAAAAUCAGGUCUGGGCGGGGGGGGACGGAAGCUUCAUCGCCGUCAUAAGGCGAAAAGAUACACUAGGGUUUCGAAACAAGGUCAUCGAGGUUCUGAAAGUCGUCAAUACGGAGCUUGCGGCCGUUGCCAUCCCAGAUGAAGACUUGUGGAGACAGAUAUCCAUCGCAGCAUCGACGAACGCGCAAGCAAAGGGUUGCAGCGGGCAGAGUACCGCAACGGGAAAGGGAGCGUGCUCUACUUGCGAUAGGUUUAAGACCUACCUAUACAUUCGCGGCCAGAAAUGUGUUGGCGCGUGCCUGGCAGAGAGGAUUCAGGAGGCUUAUACUGUAUUGGACCAGGAUGACGCGUCCGAGCCUCCCGGUCAUGUCACUGCCGAGUUCCAUAGCUCUUCCAUUUCCGUCAGCACAGAGACCGAGGCGGCCAUUUUGGGAAUUUCGCGAAUAUGGACUUCCAAUUUGCAUCGGAAGCACGGCAUAGCCACAAGGCUGUUGGAUUCCGCGAGGUCCGACUUCUUAUAUGGCAUGACUAUUGAAAAGGACCAGGUAGCGUUCAGCCAGCCAACGGAUAGUGGAGGUCAAUUGGCGAGGAAAUGGUUCGGCCGACAAACGGGAUGGCAUGUUUACAUCGAUUAA
Messenger RNA from Lindgomyces ingoldianus, 1272 nucleotides. Its product is annotated as sister chromatid cohesion acetyltransferas-like protein Eco1. Bases 1 to 1272 code for a protein of 423 amino acids. Gene Ontology annotation, cellular component: nucleus; chromatin. Lineage: Eukaryota; Fungi; Ascomycota; Dothideomycetes; Pleosporales; Lindgomycetaceae. Gene Ontology annotation, molecular function: protein-lysine-acetyltransferase activity. The record is from RefSeq and is a predicted model, not a curated record. Gene Ontology annotation, biological process: mitotic sister chromatid cohesion. The transcript is spliced from 2 exons.